Molecule: messenger RNA, 1069 nt
Organism: Arachis stenosperma
Lineage: Eukaryota; Viridiplantae; Streptophyta; Magnoliopsida; Fabales; Fabaceae
Product: E3 ubiquitin-protein ligase ATL4-like
Exons: 1
Coding region: 20-979 (319 amino acids)
Source: RefSeq, a predicted model, not a curated record
UGACACUGUUCUUCCUUCCAUGCCUCUAACCGUUGUUGGAUACGUCACUAGUGCCACUCCAACUAAAGACACUCACUCGCAGCAUCACAGCAGUGCCUUUCUCAUAACGGUAACGGUCAUCGCCAUUGCGGUUACCGUCUUCUUCGCUCUCUACUUCCUCCUCCGUGAUCUCAGCCGUUACUUCCGCCGUCAAGCUCAUCAAAUUAGCGUACGCACAUCAUCUGCGGUCUUCCCCUCCGGUGCUCGCAGCCGAGUAUCACCAGAGAUCGCUGCGCCUUCCACUGUUGACUCCCUCCCGCUGUUUACGUUCUCUUCUGUUACACGCCGCUCUUCCUCCGUCGUAGACGGUGGUGGAGGAGACUGCGCCGUUUGCCUCUCCAGAUUCGAGCAACGCGACCUUCUUCGUCUCCUUCCUCUCUGCUGCCACGCGUUCCAUGCCGAAUGCAUUGACGUCUGGCUCCGAACGAAUCUCACCUGUCCGCUCUGCCGAUCCGCAGUGUUUUCUUCGGAAUCCGACGUUGGGAAGAUUCUCCGGUCAUCGUCAUCUGCCGUCGGCGAAAGCUUCCGCCUCGAGAUAGGUAGCAUCAGUCUCCGUGGAACCACGUCAUCCGCCGCCGAAGAAUCGCGCAUGAGGACAUAUUCGGUUGGCGAGUUCGAUUACCUCGUUGACGAGGACGCUGAGAUUUCUUACAGCCAGGCUCGCCGGAGAACCGAUUCCGGCGAGAAAGAUGAUGCUGAGCCGGUGGAAUCAUCGGCACCGAGCUUGGCCAGCGAGGUAGGCAGCAGAUGGAGCUGGAAGGAUUAUUAUGAUUUGGUUUCAGCUUCGUUUACGCCAACGGCGUCUUUUCGAAGCUCCGGAAGGUUCUUCACUGGGAGUAGCAGGCGAAACGACGUCGUUGCAAUUGGUGAUGAUGAAAGGGAAGCCAACCGUUUUGGGGAAGAAAUCAGCGAAGUCUUUCGAUGGCUUUCAAUGGCAUAAUAUGUAGAUAAUGGCAAUUAUCGGGGAUGAUUUUAGCUUUUCACAUUGAUCUUAGAAGGUAUUCUUCUUUUACUUUUUCCAGUCAUAUAG